This is a messenger RNA of Saxophila tyrrhenica, 1350 nucleotides long. RefSeq lists its product as uncharacterized. Gene Ontology annotation, molecular function: transmembrane transporter activity. The coding region runs from base 1 to 1350 and encodes 449 amino acids. NCBI's taxonomy places the organism in Eukaryota, Fungi, Ascomycota, Dothideomycetes, Mycosphaerellales, Extremaceae. The transcript is spliced from 2 exons. The record is from RefSeq and is a predicted model, not a curated record. Gene Ontology annotation, biological process: transmembrane transport. Gene Ontology annotation, cellular component: brush border membrane.
AUGGCUACAGGCGAAGUAACGCCAGCAAGGCGCAAGCAGGUGCUUAGAGUGCUGUUCAUAUCGUUGCUAUUGGAUCUAAUAUCCUUCACCUUCAUCCUCCCCCUCUUUCCCAAACUCCUCGAGUUCUACCGCAACCUCGAAACCCAGUCCUCCAACACCGUCCUCUCCCGCAUCCUCCUCGGCCUCAACGCCUACAAGAACAGCUUCUCCAAACCCAUCAACGACCGCUACGACAUCGUCCUGCUAGGCGGAGCGCUGGGAUCCCUGUUCUCCCUAUGCCAGGCCAUUGCGUCCCCUGUGAUUGGGACGCUGUCCGACAAGUAUGGCCGACGGACGGCGCUGCUGUGGUCGAUGAUGGGCAAUAUUGCUUCGGUGGCGCUGUGGUGCGCUGCGGUGGACUUUCGCACGUUUCUAGCGAGUCGGGUGAUAGGUGGGCUCAGUGAGGGGAAUAUUCAGCUCGCGCUGGCUAUUGCUACGGACAUCAGCACAAACGAGGAGAGAGGCAAGACCAUGGCGCUGGUGGGAGCAUGCUUCUCCAUUGCGUUCACGUUUGGACCAGCGCUGGGCGCCGCACUGUCGCAGGUUACGACUGUUGCCGCGAACCCAUUCGCGACUGCGGCUGGGUUUUCGCUGGUGCUGAUUGUAACGGAGACGGUCUAUCUGUACUAUGCACUGCCCGAGACGCAUCCUGGAAGUGGAGUUACGGCAAAUGGGUCUACGGAGAAGGAGAAGAAGCCAGAGCCGGCAAGCCACGAGCGGACGAACUCCCAUGCGAUGCUGAACCUCACCCACUUCAGCUUCAUCCUGUUCUUCAGCGGCAUGGAGUUCUCACUACCCUUCAUGACUUACGAUCUUUUCUCCUAUGGCUCGAAGCAGUCUGGUCGACUUCUGGGCUUCAUUGGACUGGUUGCCAGCAUUCUGCAAGGCGGCGUCACACGGCGAAUGCACCCUUUGCGAGUGGUACAGCUAGGCGUGCUUUCUUGCGCCGCCGCCUUCUUUAUCUUGGCCCGCCUGGAGACAGAACGAGCACUUUAUGGCGCAGCUUCACUCCUCGCAGUAACAAGCAGCACGGUGGUCACUGGAUUGAACAGCUUGUCGAGUUUCGAGGCCGGAAGCAACGAGCGAGGGGAGAAACUUGGUAACCACCGGAGCUUUGGACAGGUUGGACGAGCAUUGGGACCGCUGAUCUUCUGCUCGCUGUAUUGGUGGGCGGGGAGGGAUACGGCAUACAUGAUCGGCGGGGCCGGAAUGGUCGGAGUCUGCGGGCUGGUGUUGGGUGGUCUUAAGGCUCCCAAAGGGUUGGAGGUAAAGAAGGCGAAGGCGAACGGGAGCGUGAAGAAAGGGUCAUAA